Molecule: messenger RNA, 2516 nt
Organism: Contarinia nasturtii (swede midge)
Lineage: Eukaryota; Metazoa; Arthropoda; Insecta; Diptera; Cecidomyiidae
Product: neuropeptides capa receptor-like
Exons: 2
Coding region: 977-2395 (472 amino acids)
Biological process (GO): neuropeptide signaling pathway
Cellular component (GO): plasma membrane
Molecular function (GO): neuromedin U receptor activity
Source: RefSeq, a predicted model, not a curated record
CGUGUACUUUUCCCUCACGAAUCUGUUUCUAUAAUAUUCAUCUAUCUAUCUCAUGGAUAAUUGCUUUGUGUUCUCUCAUUUGCAUUUAUAUUUCUGUUUAAUGUAGACAUCCUCGAUAACAAAUUCUCAUUUUUUAUAUCUUCUUCCGAUUAUCUGAUUUUGAAGAGAAAAAAAAGAAGUAAAAUCGUCUGAAAAACUACUUUCCAUGGGAUUUUUUUCUCUAAUUAACAUAAUGUAUUUGUGAUAUUAAAUUGACGUGGAAAACCAUAAUAUUUUAUUUUUGUGAAUGACGUGAUUUUCAUCGAAAAGCGACAAGGAAGACCACACACAGUUUUUCCAUAAUGUAUAACUAUAAUUCCGUGAUAAUUUGUUUAUUUUUUGUGAUCUGACCGCAACCUAAUAUAUUCAGUGAUAAUUUUUACUUAAAUAUAUCGUGAAAAAAUCUUAAACGUGAAAAAGCAUCGCAAGAAAAUAUUGAAAAGAUAGUGCAAAAUAGCAUCCGAAUUAUUUUUGUCAUAUAUAACGCUGGUGAUUUAAUUUACUGCGAAAAAUAGCUAGGAAGAAAACAAAUCAAAUUAGAGUCAAAGAGGAACAAUAUGAUGGUGUUUUCAAGGCUUGUGACACCAGAUAAAGGUUGAUCUUAUUUGCAUUGUACGUUAAAUAGACAUAGAACGACUACAGUGAAAAGAGACUGAGAUAGAAAAUGUUUUAAAGAUAAAAGUCAAAUGGUGCAAAACGAGUACACAGAGAAUGUAGAGAAUAAAAGAGCAAAAAAAAAAUAGAAACAAUACAUACGGUGUGUGUACGAUACGAUUUUAAUCAUUGAAAUGAAAAACACGUCAGUUUUAUCGGGACCGAAGAGCGAAUUUUGAUAAUUGUGUCGAGAUAGUGAGAGCAACAGUGACUGUGUUAGAGUAACGGAGAGUAAAAGAGAGAGGGAGCAAGAGCGAGAGUAAAUUUAUUUUUUCUCUUGUGUAUGUGGUGUUUGUUAUUGACUGAUGAGAUAAAUUACCGCAUCAUCUUAAAAUUGAAGGAGGAACAGCAGAAGAAUAAGAAAAAAAUGAAUGUUUCAAUCAUUGAUGUAUGCGAUGAGGAUAAUAUGACUACGUUCAAUUGUUCACGAAACGACUUUAUCGCACACGAGCGUGGACCACAAAUGCAAAAUCUAUUGUAUGCGAUACCAAUAACACUUGUCUAUUCGUUAAUACUAUUGGCUGGCAUUGUUGGAAAUUUAAUCGUUUGCAUUGUCAUCGUACGCAAUUCAUCAAUGCAUACGGCAACCAAUUACUAUCUGUUCAAUUUGGCUGUUUCGGAUAUGGUAUAUUUGCUAUUUGGUUUACCAUUUGAUAUAUUAGUAUAUUGGCAUCAAUAUCCCUGGCUAUUUGGAUUACCAUUUUGUAAAUUUCGUUCAUUAUUGACAGAAGCAUGUUCGUAUGUAAGCGUAUUGACAAUCGUUGCAUUUUCAAUGGAACGCUUUUUAGCGAUAUGCUAUCCAUUGCAUUCGUAUACAAUGAGCGGUUUAAAACGUGCCGUUCGUAUUAUAGCUGCUAUAUGGUUAAUAAGUCUAUUGAGCGCAACACCAUUUGCAUAUUAUCGUACGAUCAAUUAUAUACGAUAUCCACCACCGAAUAACUAUACGGGCGAACAGUCAAUUGAUACACCCGAAUCAGCAUUUUGUGGAACAUUUUCAUCACCGCCCGGCCUAUAUCAAACAUCAACCAUUGUCUUUUUUACCAUACCAAUGUUGAUUAUUUGCAUACUGUAUACCAAAAUGGCCAUUGAAAUUCGAUCACGAUCAAAGCAUACCAAAGAGUUGGGCAUCCGUUCGACCGGCACCAGUGGUGGUUCAACGAAACAAUCGAAAUCCAGACGUGCCAUUAUCAAAAUGUUGGCAGUUGUUGUGCUCACAUUUUUCAUUUGUUGGACCACAUUUCAUGCACAACGCAUUGUAUCGAUUUAUGGAAAACGUUUCGAAUUGAUACAUUCGAUUUUAUUUGCAAUUUCGGGAUUUUUCUACUAUUUUUCGUGUACAAUAAAUCCAAUCAUCUAUAAUAUGAUGUCGCAUCGGUAUCGUGUCGCAUUUCGUGAAACUUUAUGCGGUAAAAAGCAACAUAAACUUAUAUCAACACCACGACAAUUAUCGCGAAAAACAACCGGCAGUGGUGGUGGCAGUGGCAAAGGCCACGGCAACAGCUUAGAUACUGGUGACACCGAUGUUGCAAUGCUUGCUACCCAAUUGAGCGAUCCAUUUGAUGCAGAGACUGGUUCAUUUCCACGUACACGAUCGUUGCGACUCUCACAAAAACGAAUGCAACGCACGGCCAGCGUUCAAAGCAGAGCAAUCAGCCUAAAUGGAUCCCAAAAAGAACCCAAAGAUACAGCCAUCAUCACAUGAACGUCCAUCAGUAUUAAAACAAGUCACCUAUUUCAUAGAUACACACACGGCAUAAAAAAAAAUGAAUCUUGAACAACUCUAUUUUAUGUCGAUUUAAUAAAACAAAAUACAACGAAAUGAA